UGCCCCUUUCAACCAUGAAGGCAGAGACAGCGUCCUCGGUACAAGAGACUCCAGCUGAGUCCAGCUGGAGCCUCAGUAACCUGCUGAGUAGCCGGAAGCUGAUGGCUGUGGGGAUCGUGCUCGGUUGGCUCAUGGUCAUCCACUUUCUGGUCAACGUGUGGCUUCUCUGCCUUCUGUCAGCCUUGCUAGCGGUGCUGGGAGGAUGGCUGGGCUCAGACGCCAUUGUGGGGGCUUCAGGCCGACUGCAUCUGGAGCGCUUCAUCCCCGUGGCCGCCUGUCCUCCAAACCCCGAGGCCGAGAGGCAGCUGGAGCGGGAGAUCGACCGCACCAUCCAGAUGAUUAUUCGGGACUUUGUGUCUUCCUGGUAUCGCUCAGUGAGCCAGGAGCCAGCCUUUGAGGCAGAAAUGGAGGCUGCCAUGAGAGGCCUGGUCCAGGAGCUCCGGAGGAGGAUGGGCAUGGUGGACAGUCAUGCCCUUGCCCAGAGGGUUCUGACUCUCUGCGGUUGUCACCUGCAGAGCUACAUUCAGGCAAAGGAGUCCACAGCUGAGAAGCAGAGUGGUCCAGUUGAGCCCUCCCAGCUCUGGGAGGCCUACUGCCGAGCUACUGCCCCACAUCCUGCUGUACAGAGCCCCAGCGCUGAGGUCACCUAUACGCGUGGCAUUGUAAAUUCGUUGCUGCAAGGACUCGUGCCAAAGCCCCACUUGGAGACCCGGACCGGGCGCCAUGUGGUGGUGGAACUCAUUACUUGUAAUGUAAUCUUACCACUAAUCAGCAAGCUGUCAGAUCCUGACUGGAUCCACCUUGUACUUGUGGGCAUCUUUUCCAAGGCCAGAAAUAAUCCGACGGAAGCGGUUAAACCAACCUCCCCAGCCAGUGCCCUGGAAAAGCCCUCAGUGCCCACAUCCCUGCCUCUGAUUGUUGAGGUACAGAGUCCGCCAGAGGUGAGAGCCCCUUCUCCAGCAGCAGCACCAGUGCUACUAAACUGUAGUGAGCCAGAGGGGCCUUCCCACCACUCCCCAGAAGUUGAAGAAGGCCAAGAAGCAAUAGAGGGAGAGUUGGGUGGAGUACCAGAAGAAAGAAAAGUAGGAAACAACGCGUCUCACUUCCUACAUCCAGAUAUUCGAGGCCCUUUGUUCUUAUGUGAAGACACAGAGCUGGAGUCUCCAUUGUCUGAACUGAGCAAAGAAACCAUCAUGCUCAUGACCCCAGGCCACUUCCUCUCUGACAGGAUCCAGAAUGCCCUGUGUGUACUGGAGGGUCCCCAGUCUCUGGAGUCUAAGGAUGUUGAGGGAUCUGAAGGAAUUGAAGGAGCAGAGGCCGAGGAGGGUCCAGGAACAGAAACAGAAACAGGCCUGCUGGUCUCCAUGCUGACUUCCUGCCCAGAGAUCCACAUUGACACAGCAGACAAGGAAGUAGAGCAAGGAGAUGUCACCUCUCUCACAUCUUUGCUGACAGAUCCAGAGAGGAACUGCCCCCCACGACCCUCAUGCUUAGAGAAGGAUCUCAGCAAUGGCAUGAGCUCCUUAGAUCCUAGUCUCCCACAGGUUCUACUUUCCUCCUCUCCAACCGGUCCUCUCAGCUCAGCCACCUUCAGCUUUGAGCCCCUGAGCAGUCCAGAUGGCCCAGUUGUUAUCCAGAACCUUCGUAUCACUGGUACCAUUACUGCUCGAGAGCACAGUGGCACUGGAUUCCACCCAUACACACUCUACACAGUGAAGUAUGAGACGGCCCUGGACGGUGAGAACAGCAGUGGCCUGCAGCAGCUGGCCUACCACACUGUGAAUCGCCGCUACCGCGAGUUCCUAAAUCUACAGACACGUCUGGAGGAGAAAUCAGAUCUACGGAAGUUCAUCAAAAAUGUAAAGGGUCCUAAAAAGCUCUUUCCAGAUCUUCCAUUUGGAAACAUGGAUAGUGACAGAGUAGAAGCCCGCAAGAGCCUCCUGGAAUCCUUCCUAAAGCAACUCUGUGCCAUUCCGGAGAUCGCUAACAGUGAGGAGAUGCAGGAGUUCCUUGCUCUGAACACAGAUGCUCGUAUUGCCUUUGUCAAGAAACCAUUCAUGGUGUCAAGAAUAGACAAGAUGGUGGUGAGUGCUAUCGUGGACACCUUGAAGACAGCAUUUCCUCGCUCUGAACCCCAGAGCCCCACAGAAGAGCUGAGUGAGGCCGAGACAGAAAGCAAGCCCCAGACAGAAGGCAAGAAGCCUAGCAAGUCCAGACUGAGAUUCUCAUCCAGUAAGAUUGCUCCAGCACUGAAUAUAACAGAAGCACCUGAGAAGAUUCUCUAUUGUCUCCAGGAAGGCAGUAUGGAGUCAGAGAUCCUAUCCAUGUCUGGGAUGGAGUCCUUUAUUGAAAAACAGACAAAGUUACUAGAAAUGCAUCCAGCAGAAGCCCCAGAACAAACCUCCAAAGGUUGUGUGGACAGUUACUUGUCAGAUGCAGCCGUGCCAGCCCAAGACCUCAGCACCAGUGAUCCAGGAACAGAGACAGAGCUAGCUGACACAGCCCUGGAUCUGCUCCUCUUGCUGCUAAUGGAGCAGUGGAGAUGGCUAUGUACAGAAAACAUGCAAAAAGUUCUUCAUCUUGUCUUUGGGACCCUGAUUCAGAGGUAAGA
This is a messenger RNA of Hyaena hyaena (striped hyena), 2611 nucleotides long. RefSeq names its product sorting nexin-19-like. Lineage: Eukaryota; Metazoa; Chordata; Mammalia; Carnivora; Hyaenidae. The transcript is spliced from 8 exons. Gene Ontology annotation, cellular component: early endosome membrane; intracellular membrane-bounded organelle. Bases 15 to 2609 code for a protein of 864 amino acids. Gene Ontology annotation, molecular function: phosphatidylinositol binding. The record is from RefSeq and is a predicted model, not a curated record.